GCAAGGGCGGAACAAACAAGACGAAAUCAGAAAACGCAAAGAGCAGCCAUAAUAGUGAAUUUCGAUUUCGGUGACUACGUGUUGCGGUCUCAAGUGGACCAAAAACACAAUGACAAGCUGCUUAUCACUUGGAUAGGCCAAUAUCAGAUCGUUGGUGCAGACGAACACUAUUCUGCGUGCAGCACCUAG
Molecule: messenger RNA, 189 nt
Organism: Phytophthora sojae
Lineage: Eukaryota; Oomycota; Peronosporomycetes; Peronosporales; Peronosporaceae
Exons: 1
Source: RefSeq, a predicted model, not a curated record